UAUAUGAAAUAAAUAGAGAUCUGUCAUUCUGUUAGUUCAUACAUUCUGCAAACCUGUUUAAUACUCGUUCAAGUUUUUAGAAGGUUCUGAUAUAUUGUCCAAAAUGAGUUCAGAUAAGCCAGCCGAUCAAGAAGUCUAUGCUUUUAACGCUGAUAUCUCUCAACUCCUGAGUUUGAUUAUCAAUGCGUUCUAUAGCAAUAAGGAAAUCUUCUUGCGUGAGCUCAUUAGUAAUGCUAGUGAUGCCUUGGAGAAAAUCAGGUAUGAGGCCAUCAAGGACCCAAAGCAAAUUGAGGCUCAACCCGAAUAUUAUAUACGGUUGACCGCUGACAAAGCCUCAAAUACCCUUACUAUUGAAGAUUCUGGUAUCGGUAUGACAAAGGCAGAUUUGAUUAAUAAUUUGGGUACCAUUGCCAAAUCUGGAACUAGAGCCUUUAUGGAGGCCUUGCAAGCUGGCUCAGAUAUGUCCAUGAUUGGACAGUUUGGUGUCGGUUUUUAUUCAGCUUAUUUGGUUGCCGAUAAGGUUACCGUUGUAUCAAAGAAUAAUGAUGAUGAACAACACAUUUGGGAAUCCACUGCUUCGGGUCACUUUACUAUCACAAAGGAUGAAACUGGUGAAAAGUUAGCUAGAGGUACCAAGCUCAUUCUACACCUGAAGGAAGACCAAACUGAGUAUUUGGAGGAGAGGCGUCUUAAGGAACUUGUUAAGAAACACAGUGAAUUCAUUAGCUUCCCAAUUAGCCUCUCUGUUGAAAAGACACAUGAAACAGAGGUCACAGAUGAUGAAGCUGAGGAAGAAAAGGCUGAUGAUGCUGAAAAACCAAAGGUAGAAGAAGUUGAUGACGAAUCUAAGGAUAAGGUAGAAGAUGUAACCGAGGCCGAGGAGUCAAAGGAAAAGAAAAAGAAGAGAAAGGUGCAAUCCGUUACUCGUGAGUGGGAAAUGCUUAACAAACAAAAGCCCAUCUGGAUGAGGCUCCCAUCUGAAGUCACAAACGAGGAGUAUGCUAGCUUCUACAAGAAUAUUACCAACGAUUGGGAGGACCAUUUGGCUGUCAAGCAUUUUUCGGUGGAGGGUCAGUUGGAGUUCAAGGCCCUCUUGUUCAUUCCAAAGCGUGCUCCAUUUGAUAUGUUUGAGAGCAGAAAAAAGAAAAACAAUAUCAAGUUGUAUGUUAGGCGUGUGUUUAUCAUGGAUGACUGUGAAGAGCUGAUCCCAGAAUGGCUUAGCUUCGUAAAGGGUGUUGUGGAUUCUGAGGAUCUCCCACUUAAUAUUAGCAGAGAAACUCUUCAACAAAACAAGAUUCUUAAGGUUAUUCGCAAGAAUCUUGUUAAGAAGUGCUUAGAACUAUUCAAUGAACUGACAGAAAAGAAGGAGGACUUUAAGAAGUUUUAUGAACAAUUUAACAAGAACCUGAAAUUAGGUAUUCAUGAAGAUAACGCAAAUAGAACUAAGAUCGCUGAACUUUUGCGUUUUGAUACAACUAAGAGCGGUGAUGAGGCCAUUAGUUUGAAGGAUUAUGUCGAUAGAAUGAAGGCCGACCAGAAAUUCAUUUACUACAUAACUGGCGAAUCUAAGCAGAGUGUCUCAUCUUCCCCAUUCCUGGAGGCUUUGCGCGCCAGAGACAUUGAAGUCAUUUAUAUGACCGAUCCUAUUGAUGAGUAUGCUGUCCAACAAAUCAAGGAAUUUGAGGGUAAGAAACUCAAGUGCUGCACUAAGGAAGGUUUGGAUCUUGAAGAUCCAGAAGAGGAAAAGAAGUCAUUCGAGGCCCUCAAAGAGGAAAUGGAACCACUCUGUAAACUUAUCAAGGAAAUCCUCCACGACAAGGUUGAGAAGGUUACCUGUGGAAAGAGAUUCACUGAAUCCCCCUGUGCUCUUGUUACUUCCGAGUUUGGUUGGUCCGCAAACAUGGAACGUAUAAUGAAAGCCCAAGCACUCAGAGAUUCUUCAAUUACCAGCUAUAUGGUUAGCAAGAAGAUCAUGGAAAUCAACCCUAAGCAUGACAUCAUGAAGGAGUUGUUGAGCCGCUCCAACUCAGAUAAGACCGACAAGACAGUCAAGGACUUAGUCUGGUUGCUCUAUGACACUGCUCUCCUUACAUCCGGAUUCAAUUUGGAUGAGCCCACUCAGUUCGGUAACAGGAUCUACAGAAUGAUAAGAUUGGGCCUUUCACUUGACGACGAUGACCUUGCCGAUGACUCUGCCGGCCUCCCCCAACUCGAGGAAUCAGUAGUAGAUUCCAAGAUGGAGGAAGUUGAUUAA
This is a messenger RNA of Theileria equi strain WA, 2254 nucleotides long. RefSeq names its product heat shock protein 90 HSP90, putative. Gene Ontology annotation, biological process: protein stabilization; cellular response to heat; protein folding. Gene Ontology annotation, cellular component: plasma membrane; perinuclear region of cytoplasm; protein-containing complex. The record is from RefSeq and is a predicted model, not a curated record. The coding region runs from base 104 to 2254 and encodes 716 amino acids. The transcript has 4 exons. Gene Ontology annotation, molecular function: ATP-dependent protein folding chaperone; ATP binding; ATP hydrolysis activity. Lineage: Eukaryota; Apicomplexa; Aconoidasida; Piroplasmida; Theileriidae.